AUGAAGCUGUCGACCAGCGUCCUUAUUGCAGCCCAGCUCCUCUCGGCUCUCGCCGCCCCUGCGCUGAGGAGGGAUGAACAAACGACCAGCGUCAGCGAGGGUGCCGCAACAACAACCGCGGAGGGGGCAACAACAACAACAACAACAACCGCGGAGCCCGCUGCGACUACGACUGGGGCCGCUGGUGGUGAUACCGGGGCGGGUGAGGGCGAGGGCGGUGGCGAGGGCGAGGGCGAGGAGGGAGAGGAGAACGAGGUUGAGCAGCAGGGCCAGUUCGACCAGGUCAUCCAACUAAGCGGCGGCAACGUCAAGAUCGACACGCUCUUCCCUGCUGGUACCAACGGCGUCUUCGAGGUCGAGUUCCAGAACCAGCAGGGCCGCCGGCUGAGGGUCACCGAGAACAGGAAUCCGGCCCCGCCGCCGCAGGGCUUCGUCGCGCUCGAGCCCGUAUCGUACAAGGUCGAGCUGAGCGGCGGGCGGGCCGGUGCCCGGGGCCUGACGCUGCAGAAGAUUGACUACAUCCGGAAUGCCAAUAGCACGGUCGACAUCUCCGCUGGCAAGGUCGCCCGCUUCUGCCAGGAGGCCAACGCGUUCGUCCUUGGCGAGGGUGAGCUCGAGUUCGAGGCCGAGGAGAACGAGCUGGCCCUCACCGUCAGCAACGUGGUCGGCGAGUGGGCCUUCUUCGUGCCGGAGGCUGCCGCCGGUGCGGGUGCGGGUGCGGAUGCCGAGGCCGGUACCGGUGCCGGUGAGACUGCGGAAGGGGGUGUUGAUGCCGGCACCGGUAUUGGUACCGGUACUGAUCCUGCCAACAUUUGCGGCGCCGGAACGACCUGCCGCUCCCUGUUGGACGCUCUCCAGAGGUUGAUUGGCGGCGGUGCCGGCGCCGGCGCCGCUGCUACGCCUGCCCGCAAGGCUUAA
This is a messenger RNA of Thermothelomyces thermophilus ATCC 42464, 918 nucleotides long. RefSeq lists its product as uncharacterized. The transcript has 3 exons. The record is from RefSeq and is a predicted model, not a curated record. The coding region runs from base 1 to 918 and encodes 305 amino acids. Lineage: Eukaryota; Fungi; Ascomycota; Sordariomycetes; Sordariales; Chaetomiaceae.